AUGGUCCCCCAUCCCCUCCAGAUCCUCUCCAUCGACGAGACCAACCGGGCUCACGAUGUCGUCGUCAAAGCUCACCCCGGCGCCGUCAUCAGCUUCCGCGAGAUCUUCCUGCAAGAGCCCGCCAAGGCCGACCUGAAGAAGUUCCUUGAGCUCGAGCACUCGGGCCGCCUGUCGCCUACCACCCCUCGUCCCCCGCGGUUGGCCAAGGUUCAGUACGACGUCAUUGGCGCUGACAGGAUUCCCGAGUAUCAUGAGUCCAUCGUCGAUGUGAACCGCGCUACGCGUGUCAAGCACGAGGUCAUUGGCAAGCAGCACCACGCUGCCCUGACGCUGAAAGAGUUCGACACCCUUGUCGAUGUCUGCAAGGCCUCGCCUAAGUUCCAGGAGGCCAUUGCCGAGUUCAACCUCCCUGAGGGCUUUGAGGUCGUCGUCGAGCCGUGGCCGUACGGAGGCCUUGAUGCCGAGGAUGAGAACCGCCGUUACUUCCAGGGUCUGAUUUUUGCGAACGACACCCGUAGCGGCAACCCUGACUCCAACUUCUACGCCUACCCCCUGCCGCUCAUUCCUGUCAUGGAUGCCCACAAGCAGGAGAUCGUCCGCAUCGACCGCCUGGCCACGGGCGGCAAGGGCGACGGCCUCACCGAGAAGACCAACAGCCCCAACAUCGUCGAGCACUGCAAGACGGCCGAGUACGUGCCAGAGCUCCUGCCUAACGGAACGCGCAAGGACCUGAAGCCCCUGAAUGUUCAGCAGCCCGAGGGUCCUUCCUUCAAGAUCACCGACGAGAGCUUGGUUGAGUGGCAGAAGUGGCGCUUCAGGGUCGGAUUCAACCCGCGCGAGGGCGCUGUUAUCCACGAUUUGCACUACGAGGGCAGGAGUGUGCUGUACAGACUGAGCAUCAGCGAGAUGACGGUCCCUUACGCCGAUGCUCGCCCUCCUUUCCAGAGGAAGCAGGCUUUCGACUUCGGAGACGGCGGUGCCGGCAACUGCGCCAACAACCUUGCUCUUGGCUGCGACUGCCUGGGCGUCAUCAAAUACUUCGACGCCGUUGUCAUUGGCCGUGAUGGCAAAGCCACUCCUCACCCCAACGUCAUCUGCCUUCACGAGCAGGACAACGGCAUUGGCUGGAAGCACACCAACUGGAGAACUGGCCGUGCCGUCGUGACUCGCAUGCGCGAGCUGGUUGUUCAGUUUAUCAUCACUUUGGCCAACUACGAGUAUAUCUUUGCCUUCAAGUUCGACCAGGCCGGCGGCAUCGUCAUCGAGACGCGUGCCACUGGUAUCGUGUCGGUUGUCAACAUCGACGCUGGCAAGCAGAGCGACUACGGCAAUGUUGUGAACCCCGGUGCGCUCGCCCAGAACCACCAGCACAUUUUCUGUGCGCGCAUCGACCCUGCCAUCGACGGCCACCAGAACACGGUCAUCCAGGAGGAGUCGCACGCCGUGCCCAUGAACCCCAAGACCAACCCGCGCGGCAACUUCUACGAGAUCCGGCAGACGCCCAUCAAGACGUCGUCGUUCGCCGACGCGGCGCCGCACAACAACCGCAUCUUCAAGAUCGUCAACCCCAACCGCAAGAACCGCAUCAGCGGCAAGCCGGUGGGCUACAAGUUCACGCCGCCGGCGACGCAGCUGCUGCUGGCCGACCCGGACAGCGUGCAGAGCAAGCGCGCCGAGUUCGCCAAGCACCACGUGUGGGUGACCAAGUACAAGGACGACGAGCUGUACGCCGGCGGCCGCUUCACGCUGCAGAGCACAAAGGAGGUCGACGGCGUGGGCGACGCCGUCAAGCGCCGCGAGAACGUCGAGAACGACGACGUCGUCGUCUGGUCCGUCUUCGGCCUCACCCACAACCCCCGCGUCGAGGACUGGCCCGUCAUGCCCGUCGACAUCUUCCAGGUCAACCUGCGCCCCGCCGACUUCUUCGAGGCUAACCCGAGUAUCGACGUGCCCAGCAACAAGAACUUGGCGUCGGUCGAGGUGUACAAGGAGAACAAGAGCUGCUGUGUGAAGGGGAACUUGUAA
Molecule: messenger RNA, 2025 nt
Organism: Lasiodiplodia theobromae
Lineage: Eukaryota; Fungi; Ascomycota; Dothideomycetes; Botryosphaeriales; Botryosphaeriaceae
Product: Copper amine oxidase
Exons: 2
Coding region: 1-2025 (674 amino acids)
Biological process (GO): amine metabolic process
Molecular function (GO): quinone binding; primary methylamine oxidase activity; copper ion binding
Source: RefSeq, a predicted model, not a curated record